AUGACCAAUAGAGUUUAUUAAAAUUAUUCAUAGCAGAUAGAAGAUGAUUGUUUAUUUGUUUCACAGUAAAAUUUAUUUCCAUUAAAGAAUUCAUGAUGAAUCUUAAGCCUAAAAGACACUUAGUUAUCAAAUGCCCAAUGUAAAAUAGUACAAAUCAGAUACUCAAAUAUCUAAUAUGAGCACUUUUACCAUUCUAUGUAAGAUAAGCCCCAUUAAUCCUCCUGAUACUCCAAAGGAAAUUAAAACUUUUAAAUUAUAUAAGGAUCAAUAAAACCAAAAAUAAGUAAAAUAAAGCUCAAAGCUAUCUCUCAAACAGGAUGACUCCUUCAUGAAAUAGAAUGAAAAUCAAUAUUCCGAGAAAUAUAAAAGAAGAAGACCUAUUUUAGUUGUCAGGCAUUCAAAAAGUUUGUCAUGUAUCAAAAAAGAAAAAUCAGUCCGUUUUCAUCUGGAAAAAGAUGAAAGUAGCUUUUAAUUUUACAUUUUCUAAAAUUGGAUUCAAAAAGUAAAAAAAACUAACGAAUAGAUCUGUUCGUUAAAGGAAUUCGAUGAAGAUGCAUCAUUAAAUAGUAAUGGAGCUAAGAAAAUAUUUGAAAAAAUUCAUAAAAAAUAUGAAUCUAAAGUACAUUUCUAAUUUCCUUUUUGA
This is a messenger RNA of Paramecium octaurelia, 643 nucleotides long. NCBI's taxonomy places the organism in Eukaryota, Ciliophora, Oligohymenophorea, Peniculida, Parameciidae. The record is from the annotation of a GenBank genome assembly.